Priapulus caudatus is the source of this 699-nucleotide messenger RNA. RefSeq lists its product as uncharacterized. Lineage: Eukaryota; Metazoa; Priapulida; Priapulimorpha; Priapulimorphida; Priapulidae. The transcript has 4 exons. Gene Ontology annotation, molecular function: protein binding. The coding region runs from base 149 to 451 and encodes 100 amino acids. The record is from RefSeq and is a predicted model, not a curated record.
GUACGCCGCCAACUUGAACGGUAGAACGGGAAUCCGGUUCUACUCACAAACAGCCGCCGCUGCUCCGUUCGGGGUAUUCCACGAAAAAUUACAAGUUUCCUUUGGAAGGUUUGAGAGCGAGGAAAGAGGCCGCUUUGAAGGCGUGUUCAUGGGAAGUCACGGUACCUCUGAAGUAUUACAAGUUGGAGAGAACCAGUCACUCAAGCCGCAAGCAACUGCGAGUGCCAUUGCAAGUCAUCCGGAACAUAUAGGCAUUGUAAACAAAUUCCGAUUCAACUGGGAUUUUGACUAUGACUGGUAUAAACCAUGGCAAUGGCCUAUCUUCAAUAACCCUCACAUCCGCAUAGGAAAACUAACGGUGUUCACUGGAGAAACGCAAAGAAGUGUGGAUCUCUGCGGAACCGAUGACGUCAUUACAUCAGGGGAAUGGGUGGAUUUCAGUCCAUGCUGAUAGACGGCUGUGUCACAUCAAACUGAUCGGCUAUCGUAGAUGCUAACAACAGGACUUCAUAAUGGAAAGGAUCAUAGUGUUUGUAUGUUAAUUCUGUAAAUGACAGAAUUGGCACACACGGUGCUGCGCAACGAACGCAGCGCACGAGGUCUCGUUGCCUGUAAUAGCGCCGUUUAUAUUGUUUAAGAUUGGCCCAAAAAUUACCAGCACUGUUUAGGUUGGCAAAAGUGGCGUAGUUAUGGAGGGGG